This is a messenger RNA of Coniophora puteana RWD-64-598 SS2, 1482 nucleotides long. RefSeq lists its product as uncharacterized. NCBI's taxonomy places the organism in Eukaryota, Fungi, Basidiomycota, Agaricomycetes, Boletales, Coniophoraceae. The coding region runs from base 1 to 1452 and encodes 483 amino acids. The record is from RefSeq and is a predicted model, not a curated record. The transcript is spliced from 4 exons.
AUGGCCGCUCAGAAGAGCCCUCUCAUCAAACAGCAGGACGCUCGAAGUAGUAUGCACCCAGCUCUUCAGAUCGACGAGGUGUGCCGCGCAGUAGCGCAAGAAUGUCAAGAUUGGCAGUCAACUCUCUGUGCACUCGCGAAAACCUGCCGUGCGAUCCUGGACCCAUCGCUCGACGUUCUCUGGGCAGAGCUGAAGAGCAUGAUACCUCUUCUGCUAGCACUUCCAUCAGGUCUCUUAGCGUUAAAACCAGAUAUGGCGACAAGGAGACGCGUUUUCCCUCACACGAUGGUUUACGAAUUCCGAAGGCCGCUUGAGCAAGCGGAUUGGAAUGUCUUGGUUCGACCUCAGUAUACUCGGUCUAUAUUAGACCCUUCUUCGUUCGCUUUAGAAGGUAAUGCUCUCGAAGCCUUGACUGAGAUUGGAAACCUCUUUCCAUCAUUAAGGACUCUCACCUGGACAGAUCCUUCUCUAUCGCAAGAUACCAUCACCGCCUUGUCGACGGCCAUAUGUUCAUGGCGCUACUUAGAGGAUCUUCAUGUCGCCGCACUGGAUCGCACAGCAUUUUCCCGCCUAAUCCAACUCCCCGUACUGCAGCACCUGUACCUGCACGCCCCAUUACGGGGACAAAUGCCCGCUCGUUGUGUUCCUUCCGCCCUGGAGAAACCAUUCCCACAGCUCAAGACGAUGCAUCUGGAGCACUGUGCGCAUGGGCUGACGGAUGCCGCUCAGAUCCUCACGGAAAUUGACGGCAGAGUCUCCUUCUCCGAGUUCUUCGCGAGUACCUUCGGGGUACCACGCGAGACAGACCUUCGCAGCCUGAUCGGCACGGUGGCAGCAAAAUGCAUAUCCAAUACUCUGACAUCACUGACCAUCGUGGAGGAUCGAUUCUCUGCCCCAUCCAUCAUCCGCUUAUCAGGCUUCACGAUCACAUUUGUAACGUUGGCGCCUAUCACUUCAUUCCGUCGUCUUGAGACCCUUGACAUCGACACGGAGCGCAACGUUUCGCUCGGCGACAUCGAGCUUCUCGAGCUUGCCUCUUCCUGGCCCCUGAUGAAGCGUCUCAUCAUCAACCCACUCAACGGCUGGCGAGCCCCGUCACGCGUGACCUUCUGCGGACUUGCAGCCUUGUUAGGCCUGCUUCCUCGGCUUCAAGUUGUACACAUUGCGGUCGACGGCUGCAGCACGACCGAAAUCGCUCCCCUCGAAUCACCUAAACGAGACGCUGCCAACGGAAUCCUUCUCGAGGUGGUCGAUUUGUUAGAUUCACGAGUUGGAGACAACAUCGCGGAUGUCGCAGCGUGUCUAGCAAAGGCACUCCCAGCUCCGAGGACGUAUAAGGUACAGGCUUGGACAGCUGUUAAUUUACAUAUACGGGCGAACAUGGACCCAGAGUCGGGUGUAUUCUCGAAACGGUGGGAAGAGGUGUUCAGCGAGCCGCUACUACCUUUAUGACUUCAUUAACGAACCUUCCGUGCUAAUGAU